Medicago truncatula (barrel medic) is the source of this 1675-nucleotide messenger RNA. RefSeq names its product benzyl alcohol O-benzoyltransferase. The coding region runs from base 84 to 1469 and encodes 461 amino acids. NCBI's taxonomy places the organism in Eukaryota, Viridiplantae, Streptophyta, Magnoliopsida, Fabales, Fabaceae. The transcript is spliced from 2 exons. The record is from RefSeq and is a predicted model, not a curated record.
UUGCAUAUACUUUCAUCGAAAACCAUUAUCAAAUUAAGUACCCUUUCUUUAAUUAUAGUUGUCCACAUUAUAGUUGAGAAAUCAUGGCCCAAUCUCUGUUAUUCAAAGUCAAGAGGAGUGAACCUGAAUUGAUAAGUCCAUCAAAACCCACUCCUCAUGAAAUAAAACGACUCUCAGACAUAGAUGACCAACAAUCUUUACGCUUUCAUGUUCCUUUGAUACAAUUUUACAACUAUAAUCCAAUUAUGGAAGGCAAAGACCCUGUUGUUGUUAUUAGAAAAGCCCUUGCGAAAACGCUUGUGUUUUAUUAUCCAUUGGCAGGUAGGUUGAGGGAAGGUCCCGGCAGGAAACUUAUGGUUGAUUGUACUGGAGAAGGUGUUUUGUUUAUUGAAGCUGAUGCUGAUGUUACUCUUAAACAAUUUGGUGAUGCACUUCAUCCUCCAUUUCCAUGCUUGGGUGAGCUUAUCUAUGAUGUUCCUGGUUCUUCAGAUGUUCUUAACACUCCAUUGCUGCUUAUUCAGGUAACACGCCUCAAAUGUAGAGGUUUCAUUUUUGCUCUUCGUUUCAACCAUACAAUGACUGAUGGAUCAGGUAUAGUUCAAUUCAUGAGUGCUUUAGCAGAAAUAUCUCAGGGUAUGAGAAAACCUUCAAUCUCACCAGUGUGGUGCAGAGAAAUUCUAAGCGCAAGGGAUGCACCAAGAGUGACGUGUACUCAUCGUGAAUACGAACCAGAACCUGACAACAAAGCAAACACAUUUUCCUUAGAUGACAUGGUCCACCAUGCUUUCUUCUUUGGUGCAACCGAGGUAGCCGCAAUUCGUUCUCUACUUCCACCUCAACAACAACAAAAAUACUCCAAUUUUGAAAUCAUCACAUCAUAUUUUUGGCGUUGUCGUACACUAGCGUUACAACUAGAUACUAACGAAGAAGUUCGCAUAAUCUGCAUCGUCGAUGCACGUAGCAAAUUUGUUAACCUACUUGUACCAAAUGGUUACUAUGGUAACGCUAUAGCGCUUCCCGCUGCAAUUACAACUGUAGGAAAACUAAUUGAAAACCCAUUGACGUAUGCACUGGAUUUAGUUAAGAAAGCAAAAGCUAAUGUCACCGAAGAGUACAUGCAUUCCAUGGCAGAUUUAUUGGUAAUCAAGGGUAGACCUCAUUUUACUACAGCGAAUGCUUGUUUAGUGUCUGAUGUUACACGUGCUGGAUUUAGAGAUGUUGAUUUUGGUUGGGGGAAAGCUGUUUAUGGAGGAUUAGCUAGAGCAGGAGAUGGUACUAAUCCUGGUAUUUCUACCAUUUAUAUACCUUUUAAAAAUGCUAAAGGAGAGGAAGGUUUUGUUAUACCAGUUUUUUUUCCAACUCAAGUCAUCGAGAGGUUGGUUAAAGAGUUGGAUAAAGUUCUUAAGAACAACAUUAACUCGCCUACUAUGGGUGAUAGAAAAUCUGGAAUCAUUAAUUCUUCGUUGUAGUCCUUAUUACGAUCUAAUUUAAAUAUUUUCUUGACGAGUUAAAUGUAUAAUUUAUCUUUUUAAAUUGCAAGCAAGACAUUUGGUAACAUUAAUGACUAACUUGAUCCAUACUUUUGGUGGGUUAGGUCUUCAUUGUAUAUCUAUCUAUCUGUAUAUCUAUAUUUAUGGCUAUAUUAUAUAUAAAGAAAUGAGAAUGUUAAUGAGUG